AUGUACCUAGAAGAAGAAAAUAUGCUGAGUUGUAAACAGAAAAGCACUUGGAAUUAUGGAAGAAAAUGAGAGAAAGAACAUGUCUCAUUUUUUCAAAAAAUAAAAAAAAAUGGAUUAAAAAUAACAGAACAUUGAAUGAAGAGAAGUGAGAAAUAUGAAGUCCCCAUUGAAGGCCUCCAGCUAUUUCCCAUCCCCCACACUUCUCAUCUCAGCUGCUCCCAUUACCUAUUUCCCUCUCCCUUUUUAGCCAUUUUUUCCUCUGAACCCAAACACCUCAACUUUCCCUUUCUUUUCUCUCUCCCACAACUACUCAAACUCAAGAGUACUGAGCAGCAGCAGUAGAAGAAGAAGCAGGAAAAUAGCUUAGCUGAAAUAAUGCAAAUGGGUUUAACAGUUUUGCUGCUUCUUUUGUUCUCAACUUUCUUAACUCCCACUUUAUCACAGCGCCAUUCACCACUCAACACUGCUUAUUACAGGCGAACAUGUCCAAGAUUUGAACAAAUUAUGCAAGAAACAACUACAAACAAACAAAUCACUUCACCCACCACCGCCGCCGCCACCCUCCGUCUCUUCUUCCACGACUGCUUCGUCGAUGGCUGCGACGGCUCGGUCCUCAUCUCCUCCACUCCUUUCAACAAAGCCGAACGUGACGCUGAUAUCAACCUUUCCCUCCCCGGCGAUGGAUUCGAUGUUGUUAUACGCGCCAAAACGGCGCUUGAACUUGCUUGUCCUGGAGUUGUCUCUUGCUCAGACAUCCUAGCUGUUGCUGCCCGGAAUCUUGUUGUUCAAACGGGCGGCCCGUUUUAUACAGUGAAUUUGGGUCGGAAAGAUUCCUUUACUUCGAAGGCAUCGUUGGUUGAAGGGAAUCUGCCACGACCCACAAUGCCAAUGGAUCAAAUCAUCAAGAUUUUCGAGUCGAAAGGAUUUUCCAUUGAAGAAAUGGUGGCAUUAUCCGGGGCACACACAAUUGGGUUUUCGCAUUGUAAAGAGUUCAGCUCGAAUCUCUACAAUUACAACAAAACUUCCCAAUUUGACCCUUCCUACAACCCCAGAUUUGCUCAAGCGUUGAGAAAUGCUUGUGCUAAUCAGCAAAACGAUCCAACCAUAUCCGUGUUCAAUGACAUAAUGACUCCCAAUAAGUUCGACAACAUGUAUUACCAGAACUUACCUAAGGGUCUGGGAUUGUUGUCGUCCGACCGUGGUCUGUUUUCAGAUCCGAGGACGAAACUACACGUUGAAAAGUAUAUUAGGGAUCAAAAUUUGUUCUUUAAGGCAUUUGCUUCAGCAAUGCAGAAGCUUAGUGAGCAUGCUGUUAAAUUUGGCAGAAGUGGUGAGAUCAGACACAGGUGUGAUGCUUUUAACAAUUGAACUACUUCAAGGGAGUGCUGAUUAUGUUAUGUAUUUUUGGGUUCGAGUUUCGUUUUUGCAUUUAUUAAUCACUUACAAGAUGAAAGUUAAAAACUUAUUAAUCUGUAUACAAUGUUCUUUUUACCAUUUAUUUAGAUCAGAAAGCUCUCCUUUUGGAACUACUUCUACUACUAGUAGUUGUGAUUAGUGUGAACUUAAGUACAUUAUAUUUGGAAUGGUGUAUACUCUGAAUCAGUGAUUCAGGUGAGAUGCACUUAAGAGGCUGCUGUUUGUUGGUCAAAUUUGAUUCAAUAAGAACCGUAAAUAAAGUUUGCAACUUUAUCA
This is a messenger RNA of Capsicum annuum, 1692 nucleotides long. Its product is annotated as peroxidase 63. Gene Ontology annotation, molecular function: heme binding; peroxidase activity. Gene Ontology annotation, biological process: response to oxidative stress; hydrogen peroxide catabolic process. Lineage: Eukaryota; Viridiplantae; Streptophyta; Magnoliopsida; Solanales; Solanaceae. Bases 376 to 1368 code for a protein of 330 amino acids. The record is from RefSeq and is a predicted model, not a curated record. The transcript has a single exon.